AAUAUCUAUAGUUUUUAUUUCUCGUUUAAACAUAAUAAUAUAAUAUAUUGACAUAUUUACGGAAAGUUUAUGAGCCAAUUAUAACACAGCGAUACUAUUGUAUUAAGGUCGAUCAAAGUUGUACUUUUGUUGUGCUGAGUCCAAUUUCUUUUCGAUAACACUUGGCCGUUGGUCAAUAGAUUACGUCCGAACUGUAUAAUUGUUUUUAUCUUAAUACAAAAUGAGUACCCAAUUCUUCUAAUCAGUAUUUUGCCUUUACUUUACGUUAAAUGUUUUGAUAUUUCAUUACAUGCACAACGUUAAAAAACAGUGUCGGUGUCGGUAUUGUUUUACUAGAUUAUUUGAAAACUAACUGUGCUCGUAUUUUYAAAUACAAUUUUAAAUAUGUCACUACAAAGACUAAAUAAAUUUGUCAGAUGUCCGGCAAACUACAAUUUAUGCCGUUAUGUUAAGUCACAAUUAGAAUUUUCCCCAUUUUUGAGGUUGUCUGUGAGAUCAAAGAACUUUUCCACCAGCCAAAAUAUGUCGUCGAAUCAGAAAGUAUUAAAUAUUGACAACAUGAACCCUAACGUAAGAAUAAUGGAAUAUGCUGUUCGGGGACCAUUAUUGAUAAGAGCUACAGAAAUUGAAAACGAAUUAAAAAAGGGUGUUGAAAAACCUUUUAAAGAAGUGCUUAAAGCGAAUAUUGGUGAUUGCCAUGCAAUGGGACAAAAGCCAAUUACAUUCAUACGUCAGGUUUUAGCUUYGGUAUCUCAACCAGAUCUAUUGGAUGAUGAUCGAUUUCCUGAGGAUGUUAAAGAACGUGCAAGAACUAUAUUAGAUGGAUGCCGUGGUGGAAGUGUUGGGUCUUAUACUGAUUCUCCAGGAAUAGAAAUAAUAAGGAAACAUGUUGCUCAAUAUAUUGAACGUAGAGAUGGUAUUCCCUGUGAUUAUUUAAAUGUCCUCUUGUGUGCUGGUGCAUCUGAUGGAAUAAAAGCUAUUCUACGAUUAUUGGUUGCUGAUGUUGAUGGAAAAAAACCAGGUGUUUUAAUUCCUAUUCCACAAUACCCAUUAUAUUCUGCUACAUUAGCAGAGUUCAAUGUAAAACAGGUUGGAUACUUUUUAGAUGAAAAUAAAAAUUGGGGUUUGGAUGUGAAUGAAUUAGAAAGAUCAAUAACUGAAGCACGCAAACAUUGUAACCCUAGAGCUAUUGUGGUUAUUAAUCCCGGCAAUCCAACUGGCCAAGUAUUAACCAAAGAAAAUGUGGUGGAUGUUAUUAAAUUUGCAUAUAAAGAAAAAUUGUUCUUACUUGCUGAUGAGGUAUAUCAAGACAAUGUAUACGCUGAAGGCAGUAAAUUUUAUUCAUUCAAAAAAGUAUUAACAGAAUUAGGAUCUCCUUACAGUGAAAUGGAAUUGGCAUCAUUUAUGUCUUGUUCUAAAGGAUAUAUGGGAGAAUGUGGUUUAAGAGGUGGUUACACAGAAGUGAUUAAUUUGGAUCCGGAAGUUAAAGCAAUGUUACUCAAAUCUGUAUCAGCUAUGUUAUGCCCCACAGUUCUUGGCCAAACUGUGAUGGACUGUGUUGUAAAUCCUCCACGUCCAGGUGAACCAUCAUAUGAGAGUUUUCAAGAAGAAAAAAAUGGUAUACUUAAAUCGUUGGCAGAAAGAGCCAAAUUGGUAGCCGAUACAUUUAACAGUAUACCUGGGAUGUCUUGCAAUCCAGUGCAAGGUGCUAUGUAUGCUUUUCCACAAAUAAAGUUACCUGAAAAAGCAAUUAAAGAAGCAAAAAAUCAAGGAAUUGAACCUAAUGCAUUCUAUGCAUUUCAACUUUUGGAAAAUACUGGUAUUUGUAUUGUACCUGGAUCUGGGUUUGGUCAAGUUGAAGGGACUUAUCAUUUUAGAACUACAAUCCUUCCUCAACCAGAUAAAUUGAAAUCUAUGUUGGACAAUUUCAAAGAUUUUCAUUUAAAAUUUUUAGAACAAUGGAAAUAAUAUUUGAAAAAAGAGAAUGGCAAUUAAUAUAUUAUUGAAGUAGAGAUAAAAUACCAAUUGCAUAUAAAUUUUACUAUUGAUACAACAUUUAGCUGGUCUACCUAAAAUUGAUGUUAAAUUUACAGUAUUUUCACAAUUUAGCUUAAUUUUUUUAGCCAGAGAUCAUUAUAUAUUGCACUCAUUAGGUAUAUAAUACUGUUUCAUUUACCAGAUAGAAUCGUUCCUACAUAUCUUAAACAAAACUAUUACUUAACUAAACUAAACUAUAUAAACUUUAUAAACUAUUCAUUUAUUUUGUUGCCAUUAAUGUUAAAGAAAUGGAUAUUGUAUUUUAAAUUUUAAAUUUUUUAUGUUUAUCCUAACAUAAUUACCAUUAAUCAAGACUGUUCAAGAUUAAAUAACGUUCCCGAUUCUUUAAAUAUUWAUUUUUAUUUUUAAAAAUCACUACUAACUUAUUAUUUUGAUGUGAAAAGUUUUACCCUAGUACUUAUUUAU
Molecule: messenger RNA, 2463 nt
Organism: Diuraphis noxia (Russian wheat aphid)
Lineage: Eukaryota; Metazoa; Arthropoda; Insecta; Hemiptera; Aphididae
Product: alanine aminotransferase 2-like
Biological process (GO): biosynthetic process
Molecular function (GO): transaminase activity; pyridoxal phosphate binding
Source: RefSeq, a predicted model, not a curated record